Molecule: messenger RNA, 177 nt
Organism: Neurospora tetrasperma FGSC 2508
Lineage: Eukaryota; Fungi; Ascomycota; Sordariomycetes; Sordariales; Sordariaceae
Exons: 1
Coding region: 1-177 (58 amino acids)
Source: RefSeq, a predicted model, not a curated record
AUGCAUGCUACUGCUCCCUCUCCUAGUGUAUAUCCUCCGCCACCUAUUUGCUUGCACAUGCAUCGUAAAGACGGUGUUGUGCCCCCGCAGGUGAGAUCGAGGUUUGCCGAUAUCCAUGAACGGAAGCAUGGCCUUGCGCACGUCGGCACGGUUUCUACUAUUGAUGUUGGUAUUUGA